AUGUCGCUGACGGCAAGCCAACACAACGCCGUCAUGCUCACAUGUGAUACAACCGAACUUCCAGGCAUUGAUACAGAUGUUGCCAAGCAGCUCGAGACCGACUUUUCAUCCUCUGGUGACGAUCUCGAAGGCCCCGAAUCAACCUCACUUGACGACAUUGAUGCCGAGUUUGCUCGACUUGAAGAUAUUCGUAAUGCGGAAAGGACGCAGAGUUUGCUUCGGACUGUGAUGUGGAUAGGAAGGAAGUUUAGAAGGGAGUGUUCGACUUUGCAAAAUUGCAGUGUUGACGAGGGAUUAGUACCUGCGGCAAUGGAGGACGAGAUUAUGGUCACGGAUCAUGAUGCAACUGAAGAUGGGGCAUGGAAUAUCAAUUCCAUGUCGCUAUCGAGCGGUCUCACAUCCAUGUACCAGAACCGGACCGGAAAGCGGUUCUGGGUUCUGGGUAUUCCCAAACGGUCCAGUUCUGGUCCGACCUUCCCGAACCUUCCUGAACCGAACCUCGACUUCGACUUCCACUACGAUGACGACGGUGUCCAUGUCGACGUCAAAAUAUCGCUACCGUUAGCCUUUUUGAAGCCAUGUACCCGAAUGCAUCGCGCUUUCGCAAUCACUGAGUUGCUCGUUCACAUUCUCUGCGAGGUGUACAAUAAUGACGAGGGACUUGACCUCCGCCGAGGCAUCAAGGACAUGGCUAGGGUUUCUCAGGUCUGCAAGACUUUCCGAGAUCCUGCAUUGGAUUUCCUUUGGAGAAAUCUCGACAGCCUGCUCCCGCUUCUUCGGCUGCUUCCUCUUGAAAUUCACGAAGAGCAUGGUGAUAAAGCUCGGCUUUCAAAGGUUCUUGAGGACCUAAAAUCGUCAGAGCGCCAGCGUUAUGUCUCAAUAUCCAGCCGCGUGCGCAGUCUGUCCUUUUCGGAGCCACGCGAGCCUAUCUCUCGCAAUUUAAUAAACGAUAUUGUCAAGUAUAAUCUCUUCUUAACUCCUCGCGUAGAUGUCCUCCGCCUUCGCAUAUCGUCCGAGGCUGGCCUUCGUCUUCUCCCAGCCCUUAUCACACCUGAAUUGACCGACAUCUCCAUCUCUUUUGACGAAAAUCUGUAUAUUUUCGAUCGCCCACUAGAUUUAGGCGACCUCAUCAAGUCGGUAUACAUGACCAUCUUUCGGUGUGCGCCCAAGCUUGUACAUUUCUCUGCAGUUGAUUUGUACGAAGUACUGCCGUUUUUGUCACUUACUAAGGCCCCGGGUCAAGGUCAUCUGGAUAUAUCAUGUCUUCAAAGCCUGACACAUGCAUCAUUCCACAUAACUGUCGCUUCCUUACCGCAAGUCCUCGAUCUAACGUCACAGCUUUCCAAGCUGAAGGACUUGACCAUUCAGGCUUGCGAGAAACCUUUCGAAGAAAUUCCCCGCCUCUCCUCCCUCGCGCCAGAGACAUUCAGCUCGCUGAAGAACGUCACGUUUGAUGGCUCUCCCGAUAUUAUCAGCCGCAUAUUCUCUGCAUUCCCAGCUAAUCGUGCCAUCCAAUCCGCGAUUCUACGGAUGCACGGUCUUUACACCAAUGCCGAUAUUGCACUGGUACUCUUAGGGGUUGUUGCAGCGGUCUCCAAGGAGUCAUUACAAAAGAUUAUAAUGACUUCCGUGCUUUCAAGCAACGACCUUGCAUAUUGGGAUGCUGAUUCGGGAAUCGACACUCGCCAGUUCAUACUAGACAUACAUGCUAUUGAGCCCGCCCUGCAGUUCCAGAAUCUCGAGAUCUUUUCGGCCUGUCUAGGUAUCCCACUCUAUCUCACAGAUGAAGACCAUCUGCGCAUCGCGCAGACAUGGCGCUCUGUGCGGCUACUAUAUCUAUCGCCGAUCGUCCAGCGUGUUGUCUGGACCCACAAACCUCCAGCCAGCAUUGCGUCCUUGGUGCACUAUGCACGAUAUUGUCGCCACUUGAAAGCGCUUGGGUUGUGCCUCGAUGCAUCUACGGAAGCCAGUAUCGAUGCAUGCGUGCAAGCUAUGGACGCCUGCGACAACAUUUUAGAAGCAAACACCACCCUCUCAUCCCCCUCGAUCCAGAUGAUCGAGUUUGGUCCUUCAUGGCUGGAGUGUAACUUCGACCCUGUGCAAAUCAACUCUCUAGCCAAAGUAUUCACUAGGCUUUUUUCCAACCUAGCUGCGUGUCGCGCGUGCCGGACGGAGGAGCUUGGGGUGCCGCAGUCUGCGUGGACUUGGAUAAAAGUGCAGACACUGUACGAAUACAUCCUCUUUACGGAACAGGGCUGCAACGUAAAUACCCACCGGAGCGUGUGGAAGUUGAGGCUGUUUUCCAAGUGGAUCUUGGAAUACGGAAAAGAUUAUGAGAAGGUGGCCCUGGCGGUACCUGGUUCAUCCUUGGAAACUGAUUUCGAUGAUGAUCAGAAUGCGGAAGCGUUCAAUCAGAUUAUGUACAAGACAGCAAGGGACGAACUCGCGAAGAUAUCUAAAGAACAUGAGGUCAUUUGA
Suillus subaureus is the source of this 2478-nucleotide messenger RNA. RefSeq lists its product as uncharacterized. Gene Ontology annotation, molecular function: protein binding. Bases 1 to 2478 code for a protein of 825 amino acids. Lineage: Eukaryota; Fungi; Basidiomycota; Agaricomycetes; Boletales; Suillaceae. The transcript is spliced from 8 exons. The record is from RefSeq and is a predicted model, not a curated record.